Messenger RNA from Pectinophora gossypiella (pink bollworm), 7205 nucleotides. It is a transcript of the gene LanB2, whose product is annotated as laminin subunit gamma-1. The record is from RefSeq and is a predicted model, not a curated record. NCBI's taxonomy places the organism in Eukaryota, Metazoa, Arthropoda, Insecta, Lepidoptera, Gelechiidae. The coding region runs from base 39 to 4931 and encodes 1630 amino acids. The transcript is spliced from 29 exons.
CGGCGGCCGGCGCGUCGACGCAUACAGCCAGCGAUAAGAUGGCGCGCCUCCUGCUCACGCACUUUCUACCGUUCCUCACCCUCACACUGGCCCAAGACUACUACCAUACACCCCGGAUCGGCUCACAGAAACUCGCCUCCUGCUACAACAAUGACGGACGACCACAACGAUGUAUACCGGAGUUCGAGAAUGCAGCCUUCAUGGUCCAGAUGGAGGCCACAAACACGUGUGGCGACAGCGGACCUCGCUUGUACUGCAUUCAGACCUCCGCUGGUACCUCCACCAGGUCUUGUGACUACUGUCAACCGGGUCAGUUCUCCGGGUACUACCUAACUGACCUCCACUACGAACAUGAGAACCAGACCUGGUGGCAGUCGGAGACCAUGAAGGAAGGGAUCCAGUACCCCAAUCAGGUCAACUUGACCUUACAUUUGGGCAAAGCGUACGACAUAACAUACGUAAGGAUCGUGUUCUACUCGCCGAGGCCGCAGAGUUUCGCCAUCUACAAGAAGACAGGCGAAGAACAGGAUUGGGAACCCUUCCAAUACUUCAGUGCGUCAUGCCGCGACACAUAUGGUGUGACAGAGCAGCGCAGCGCAGAACUUGGCGCGGAGACUCGUGCGCUCUGCACUAGCGAGUACUCCGACAUCUCUCCCUUGUCUGGAGGAAACGUGUUGUUCUCCACCCUCGAGGGACGACCCUCCGCCUACCAGUUCGACAGCAGCCCUGAGCUACAGGAAUGGGUGACGGCGACUGACCUGCGUAUCUCCUUGGACCGGCUGAACACCUUCGGAGACGAGAUAUUCGGUGACGUCCAAGUGCUGCAGUCGUAUUGGUACGCCAUCGCUGAUGUGGCGGUCGGUGCUCGUUGCAAGUGCAACGGUCACGCUUCAGUCUGCGAUACUGUUGACCUUGCAGAUGGUACCAAAACUCGUGCUUGCAGAUGUGAACAUAACACAGCUGGUCGAGACUGCGAAAGGUGUUUGGACUUCUACAAUGACGCGCCUUGGGGCCGCGCGUCGCCUACUAACGUGCACGAGUGCAAGGCUUGCAACUGCAACGGCUUCUCCAACAAGUGCUACUUCGACAAGGAGCUCUACGAGCGGACGGGCCACGGCGGCCAUUGCAUUGAGUGUGCUGAGAACAGGGACGGGCCCAACUGCGAGCGAUGCCGGGAGAACUACUUCCAGAGCGCCGGAGACAUGUGUCUACCCUGCAACUGUGAUGCUACUGGUUCCCGCAGUCUCCAAUGCAACGCAGAAGGCAAAUGCCAGUGCAAGCCAGGAGUGACAGGCGACAAGUGCGACGUGUGCGCACCCAACCACUACGAGUUCACGGUUCAGGGGUGCAAACCUUGUGGGUGCAACGAGUCAGGAUCCUACAGCAACACCCCCCAGUGCGACCCCCAGACCGGAGUCUGCUUGUGCAAGCAAAACGUUGAGGGAAGACGUUGUAGAGAGUGCAAACCUGGGUUCUUCAACCUGGACAUCGAGAACGAAUUUGGAUGUACCCCUUGCUUCUGCUUCGGCCACUCGUCGCAGUGCAGCUCGGCUCCGAAGUAUCAGGCGCACGAGCUCAGCGCCCACUUCAUCAGAGACGCCGAAAAGUGGGGAGCUGAGGACGACCAGCGCAGACUCGCUAACCUGCAAUUCAACGCUAAUACACAGAAUAUAGCCGUACAAUCAAGAGGAUCCGAAAUAGUGUAUUUCCUGGCUUCAAGUCAGUUCUUGGGCGACCAACGACCUUCGUACAACCACGACCUUAAAUUUACCCUGCGUUUGGGCGAGAACAGAGGCUACCCGUCGUCUCAGGACAUCAUAUUGGAAGGUGCUAGAACUUCCAUCGCCAUGAACAUCUACGGACAGAACAAUCCAGAGCCAUCAGACCAGCCUCAAGAGUACUCCUUCAGGCUACACGAGGACCCUCGGUACGGAUGGACGCCAACCCUCUCCAACUUCGAAUUCAUGUCCAUUCUCCAAAACCUUACAGCUAUAAAGAUCAGAGGAACGUACAACAAAGGCGGAACUGGGUAUCUGAACAGCUUCAGGUUGGAAACUGCCAAGAUUGGCAGGGAGAAAGGAUCUGCUCCGGCGAAUUGGGUGGAGAAAUGUUCAUGCCCCAAGGCCUACGUUGGGGAUUACUGUGAGGAAUGUGCCCCAGGGUACAAGCACGAGCCAGCCAAUGGUGGACCGUACUCCACUUGUAUUCCUUGCGAUUGUAAUGGUCACGCUCAUAUUUGUGACACUGCUACUGGUUUCUGUAUCUGCAAGCACAACACGACGGGUAGUAACUGCGAGCUGUGUGCUAAGGGUUACUAUGGCAACGCCAUCGCUGGUACCCCUGACGAUUGUAAGCCCUGCCCAUGCCCUAAAGACAGCGGAUGCAUUCAGCUUAUGGAUGGUAGCAUCGUCUGCACGGAUUGCCCGAGUGGAUAUGCGGGCCCCAAAUGCGAGGUCUGUGCGGAUGGUUAUUUCGGUGACCCAACGGGUCAGUUCGGCCCCGCGAGCGAGUGCCAGGAGUGCCAAUGUAACGGCAAUGUGGACCCCAAUGCCGUCGGCAACUGCAACCGGACUACCGGCGAAUGUCUCAAGUGUAUCUACAACACGGCUGGUGAUCAUUGUGACAAGUGUCUUAGUGGUUUCUUCGGCGACGCCCUCGACCAGAAGAAGAAGGGUGACUGUAAGCCAUGCGAGUGCCACGAAGCAGGCACAGUGGAAAGUGCUGAAGGGCCUCCUCUGUGCGAUGGGCUCACUGGCUUCUGUACCUGUCGGCCUCACGUCAUCGGCAAGAACUGUGAUAAGUGUGAGGAUGGCUACUACAAUAUCAACUCAGGCGAAGGCUGCAAGACCUGUGAGUGCAACCUGGAGGGUUCCUUCAACGCAACCUGCCACCCUUACACUGGCCAGUGCUACUGCAAACCGGGCAUUGACGGGAAGCACUGCGAUCGCUGCCGCGCUUACCACUACGGGUUCUCAUCAGGGGGAUGCCAGGACUGCGAUUGCGAUGAAUGGGGCUCCACCAACUACCAGUGCGACAUCUCUGGCCAGUGCUCCUGCCAGGAAAACGUCGAGGGCCGACGCUGCGACAGAUGUAUGGAGAACAAGAAACGCCGUGCUGACGGGCAAGGCUGCGAAGACUGCCCGGCCUGUUAUAACCUGGUGCUAGAUGCUGUCAACCAACAUCGACGAGAGCUCAGGGAACUCGAUGAUGUCCUGUCGAAGAUCUCUAAAGCACCCACGGUGGUGGACAAUGCGGACUUCGACAACGAACUACAGAGAGUGAGGGGCGAGAUUGACCGUCUGGUGGCGGACGCCCAAGCUGAGCUCGGCAACGGACCUGGUCCCAGUAUCACUGACAAUUUGUCUGAACUUGCUGACCGACUUGCUGAUGUCCGGAAUAUGCUGUUCAAGAUUGAAGAAGAGAGCUACGAUGGCAAUGACGCAGUCGAGAGAAGUAAAGGCAACGUCUCCAAGGCCGAAGACACGAUAGAGGCUGCUCAGAAGGAGAUCAAUAGCGUCAUAGAAUACCUGGACGGCGAAGGCGCCGCCGCUUUGGCCAAGGCACGGAACAGGUCGGACCAGUUCGGGAAGCAGUCUGGAGAAAUGUCCACUUUGGCGAAGGAGUCGCGACUGCUCGCGGAGAAGCUGGAAAAUCAGGCGAGGAACAUCAGAGAUAUCGCCGAGAAGGCCCUCAAUACUUCCCUGGCCGCCAACAAGAUUGCCAAGGAUGGCAUCAAUAAACAAGCGAAUAUUAGCAACGAAGUCCAAACCCUAGGCAACGAGUUGAAGGCAGCAUCAGGCAAGUUAAGCAGCAUGGCGGAAUUAGCAGAGCAAGCCCUGAAGAGAGCCAAAACCGUAUACGAUGAGGCCCUAGGUCUGUACGCCGAGGUCAAUACCACCCUGCUACCAGACAUCAAACUCAGCAAGCUGCAUCGAGACUCUGUUGAUAUGAACAAGACGAUCGACGACAAAGCUGCAGAACUCGAUCAGCUGAUACAAGAUAACGCGGCCACAAUACAGAACCUGGACGAUGCCAUCCACAGAGGACAUGAACUCCUGGAUGCUGGUCUAGAUAGGCAGGAGGAACUGAACGAGUUGCUAGACAAGCUAGAUCAGCUACAGGCGCAGGCUAAGAACGACGUCGAACUCACAAAAGCUACGCUUAAAGACGCCAAUGAAAUCUAUAAGACUUUGAAAGAAUUCAGCGAUCAGGUGCAAGAAUCCAGGCAAUUGGCUGAAGCAGCGGCGCAGGAUGUACCCGGGGUCCAGUACAAGGUGGCAGAGGCUGACCGCAACAUCAACAACAUUAUCGAGGAGCUCAACACAGCUAGCGACAAAGCCAAAGAGGCGCGAGACCUCGCACAGCAAGCGCAGAAGGAAUACGCUGAUAAGGCCUCAGAGGCUGCCCAUGAGAUCAGAAAGAAGUCGUCUUCAUCCAAGACUGAAGCCGUCAACUUGAGGGAUGAGGCUGAUAAAUUAUCAGUUCGUGUAGAAGCUACUGGCAAACAGAUUGAGGAUCUAGAGAAGCAAGCGGCUGAAAACAUGCAGCUCACGCGAGAUGCCAAGAUGAAGGUGGGUCAAGCCAACACAGACGCCACCGAAGCAGAGAAGCAGGUCUCCAAGGGUCUACAAGACUUGAAGGUGAUCAUGGAUGAGCUACAGAACUUGCCUACCCUGGAUGACGAGGCUCUGGACAGGCUACAAAAUAGCUUGGACGAUGCAGAGCGGGAUUUGAGGGCAGUUGAUUUGGAUGGAAAGAUCAAAUCCUUGACAGAAGCCAAGAAUAACCACCAGAGAUGGAUGAAAAAGUAUCAAGAUGAGCAUGACCAUCUCCGUGCUGAGGUGGCCAACGUAAAAGACAUCCUAGACCAGUUGCCAGUAGCUUCAAGAUGCUACAAGAGAAUCGUGCUAGAGCCCAGAGAAUUGUCCUAGAAAAAGGUCAUAUUAUUAGGUUCAUCCGUGAGGAACGGACGAUAAGUGUAGGUGAUGCUAACUCAGAAGGUUCAUAUUACGAUUUAUAAUACAUUUGUCUAUAUGUUGGUCGUCAGUUUUAAAACUAGCGCUUUAAGUUACAACACAACCCAAAAUUCUUUUGCACAUGGACACAACAUUGAAAGUAAACAAUUAGUAAACAUUGAAAGACAAGCACAAUCGGCGGCCUUAUUGCUAAACGACAAUUUCUGCCAGGCAACCUUAGGGCGAAAGAAAAUUAAUGACAGAACUUCAGAACAUUUUGAAUAUACCCAUAAUAAGUUUUAGUUUUUAAAAUUGGAUUCGGUGUGUAGAUAAUAAAAAUUUAUUGAAAUGAUUAAAAUUGGACGUGCUAUUUUGGCUUCCGUUCAACCUCAUAUAUAAUAUAUCUCGUGUUGGUUCAUCAGGUUUUAACCAAAUUAGAACAUUCUUUUAAAAAUUAUACCUUAUGCGUAAACACCGUAGCAAGGAACAAUUAAAAUACUUUGAUGUUAAUUUGUAUUGCAUAAUUGUAGUCGAUGAUCGAAGUCAGUGUCGAUAGUAUUACAAUUUAAAAAGUGUCUAAUCGAUUGAAAAUGUUUCGUCAACUCAUAUUUGCCUCAAAUCUUACGGAGGCACAUAAAAAUCUAUCGACUUCAGCUUUCCUUGCCAUAAAUGAUUAUAAAAUAAGACGACACAUAAUUAUUAUAAUAUUUAAAAACGUUCGCUGGGGCUUAAAGGUCACAGGUCAUUUGAGACGCACGGCGUCGACCGUUCACGACAAGUGAACCGCGGGUAGGCGCCGCUUUAACACCUGAUUAUCAAUGCGUAGUCAGCGCAAGGCAAGCAUGCGUGCAACAAGUUGUCACCGAGUGUUCCACCUACCGUCCGCGCGUGGUGCGCGUACGCCGGUGACGCUACGGAGUCGACGUGGGUAGCACACGGAAGAGAAGAAAGAGGUUGGAAAGGCCUUAAAGCGCAUUUUGUAUGAGAACCCCUGUCGCCGGUCCAACCCCACUCUCUUUUACUACUACUAAACAGCUAACUACGAUAGCUCUACUGUCACUUUAUCGGAAAUGUAUAUUUUACGUGAUAGGCAGCAAUUUUAUCAUUACUUUUCGUAAGUUACUGCAAGCAAAAGUAUUUUUUGAUAAAUAGCCGAUCAUACAUUGUUUUAAGUUUACGCGGUUAUUAUCUAAAUUAAAACACAUAAUGCCGGGUUCUUACUUAUCAGGGAUUAUGAGACUCCCCAUAACACGGUAAAAACACGGUAUCAUGUGUUUUAAUUAAAAUAGCCGAUCAUACUAGCUUUUAUGUAUUGCUCAUACAGUUUGUAUGACGCGCGUUUCGCUUGGCCCUUCCAUCCCCUUUCUUCUAUUUCGUGAUGUAGUGAACGCAUAAUCAUACAAGUCCAUAUUAUUAUAAAGAAUACUACCGCGCGAGGCGAGGUGUCGUGUGGGUGCCGAGGCCUCCAAUGAGCUGUUACCUUAAACCAGCUACUGGUGAUUAUAGAGUGCCUUAUUAAGUUAUUUUAGUUAUAAAUCGGCAUUUUGACGAGAGGCAGCAUAUACACAAUGUGGCUUCAGUGAAGUCGACUUAUAUACAAUUUCGAUUGCAAAACGUCUAUAAAUAAUCUUAUAAAUCUUGAUACAUAAAGCUAAUAAUAAUUUUUGAUUUAUAUUAUUAUAUUUUUAGGUUCGUCUCGUACUUACCAAAUGCAUUUAUGUUUUGCAUUUUUGUACUUAGAAUAGCAUAAUAAAUGUUUAUGAAAAUAUAUUUUGAUGUACCAUUUGAUAUGUGUAAAUGUUUUUAUUAUAUACUUUGUAAUAUUGCAAUAGUUAUUAAUAUUUCAAAAAACUGGUAGGCAUGUUUGAUUUCUGUAAAAUAAGUACAAACGGUAAAUAUAUAUUUUUAAGUUCAUGACCAGUUAAAAAUUAAAAUUAAUACCCUACUAUAUCGAGGCUAAUUUUGUCGAUAACUUUAGUGUAUGUAUGUACCUAUUAUGUAUGUGUAUGUUAUAAGUAAGUAAAUAAAAUGUAAUCUGUGCCAUAUUGAAUUUGGUGCGUACUGUAAAUAUUCAUUUUUUUAAGUACAAUAUUAUGUUUGUUUGCAUUAGGUAAGAUUUUCAAUGCAAUAUUGUUUUUUGUACAUGCCUUAUUAUCAUUGACUAAAAUCUAUUAAAAUUAUUCCUACAAAAAGUUGGCCAAAGAAAAUAUAGAGACAUGUAUUGUUACUAAAUAACUACUUUUAUACUUU